Rotaria socialis is the source of this 1125-nucleotide messenger RNA. NCBI's taxonomy places the organism in Eukaryota, Metazoa, Rotifera, Eurotatoria, Philodinida, Philodinidae. The record is from the annotation of a GenBank genome assembly.
AUGUCGAUCGGUAAAAGCAUUCAAGCAUUUGAUCAUGUGACCUUAUGGGUUAGCAAUGCAUUACAAGCUUCUGCUUGGUUUUGCCUUCGUUUUGGUUUUGAACCAUUUGCAUAUCGUGGUCUUGAAACUGGUUCGCGCGACGUUGUGUCGCAUGUGAUUAAACAAAAUAAAAUAUUCUUUGUUUUCCAAUCACCAUUAUUACCUGACAAUGAGGAAUUCGGCCAACAUAUUACACGACAUGGUGAUGGAGUUAAAGAUAUUGCGUUUACUGUUGAUAAUAUUGAAGAGGUUGUUGAACAAGCUCGAGCUAAAGGCGGGAAAAUUGUUAAAGACAUUUGGACAGAAACCGAUGAACAUGGUUCAGUUAAAAUGGCUUGUAUUCAAACAUACGGUGAUACAACGCAUACAUUAGUUGAUAGAACUACUUAUUCUGGUUUAUUCUUACCUAAUUUUCAAGUACAUCCAUUGAAAAAUAAAGAUCCGUUGUUAGAAAAAUUACCUGAUGUUAAACUUGAUUUUAUUGAUCAUAUUGUCGGCAAUAUGCCUGAUAAUGAAAUGGAGAAUACAACAAAAUGGUACGAAAAUACGCUUCAAUUUCAUCGUUUUUGGUCUGUUGAUGAUAGUGUUAUGCAUACACAAUAUUCAUCACUUCGUUCGAUUGUUGUGUCGAACAAACAAGAAACAAUUAAAAUGCCAAUUAACGAGCCAGCAUCCGGCUCGAAAAAGUCACAAAUUCAAGAAUUCGUUGAUUAUUAUGGUUCAGCAGGCGUUCAACAUAUUGCAUUGAAUACAUCGGAUAUUUUAACAAGUGUGGCUAUUUUACGCGAUCGUGGAACACAAUUUUUAGCAGUACCUAAGGCUUAUUAUGUUGAUUUAAAUGAACGACUUAAACAUUCCAAAAUAAAAAUCAGUGAAGAUUUAUCAGUGAUUGAAAAAUUGAAUAUUUUGGUUGAUUAUGAUGACAAUGGAUAUCUAUUACAAAUUUUUACAAAACCGGUUGAAGAUCGUCCGACAUUAUUUUUUGAAAUAAUUCAACGUCAUAAUAAUAAUGGCUUUGGUAUUGGCAAUUUCAAAGCAUUAUUUGAAGCGAUCGAACGUGAUCAAGAAGCUCGUGGAAAUCUUUAA